Messenger RNA from Adelges cooleyi (spruce gall adelgid), 2424 nucleotides. It is a transcript of the gene nst, whose product is annotated as phosphoacetylglucosamine mutase. The coding region runs from base 445 to 2088 and encodes 547 amino acids. The transcript has 11 exons. The record is from RefSeq and is a predicted model, not a curated record. Gene Ontology annotation, molecular function: phosphoacetylglucosamine mutase activity. NCBI's taxonomy places the organism in Eukaryota, Metazoa, Arthropoda, Insecta, Hemiptera, Adelgidae. Gene Ontology annotation, biological process: UDP-N-acetylglucosamine biosynthetic process; carbohydrate metabolic process.
CUGCACUCUGCUCUCUUGAUACAAUAAUUUACUCAUAUUAGAUUCAGUUAUUUGUUGGUGAAAGGGGAUUCACAAAUUUACAGAACCGAUUUUUAAGUAAUUAAUGUUCCUAGUAUUUAUGUACAAGAUUCGUCGUUUUACACAUAAAUUACAUUCCCCAUAAUGGGUUUUAAAUUUGUUGGUGAUAGUUAUUGUCGAUGAACCCUCCCCAUAAAUAAAAAGAAAGACAUACUGCUAUAUUAAAAACGUAUUGGUCAUGAAUUACGAUUUCACUUGUUCCUGAUUUACGUAACACCAUAAUAUUAUAAUGUGUGUGGUAUGCAUUGUGAAGGGUUUUGUAAAUGUUGUAAAUACCUAUACUUAGGUGAUUGGAUAUUUUCACAAUAGGUAGCGAAUUCGAUAUUUACAAUACUGUCGUCUGUUUUGUGUUUACAGAUAAGAAAAAUGUCGUGGAUCAAAAGUAUUUUUAAUGAAAGCAACUUCAUAUCGUAUCCAAACCCAGGAAGUAUUGUUUUUCAAUAUGGAACUUCGGGUAUACGAUGCAAAGCCGAUUAUCUUGACCAUGUCAUGCAUCGAAUGGGUAUGCUAGUGGCGUUGCGAUCCAUGUGUUUGAAGUCUGCUAGAGUCGGUCUAAUGAUUACGGCUUCACACAAUGCGCAUGAAGAUAACGGAGUCAAACUUAUUGAUCCACAAGGAGAAAUGCUUGAGAGUUCUUGGGAAGUAUUGGCUACCGAGUUAUCCAACGCUAUAGAUGAUCAACACGUAUCUACUGUACUUACGAGUUUAGUUUCCAAGUACAAUAUUGAUUCCAGUUAUAUACCCAAAGUGUAUGUUGGGCGAGAUACUAGAUAUUCUGGAAAAAAGUUAUUAGAUGCAGUGAUUGUUGGUAUGAAACAAUUUAAUAGUGACUUUGAAGAUUUUGGUGUGAUAACAACACCGAUGUUACACUUUUUUGUUAGAUGUUAUAAUACAAAUUGCUUGUACGGUCAACCAAACGAACAAUCGUAUUUCAACAAACUGACUACUGCUUUCAAAGAUAUGAGAAAUAUGUGCACUGAUUAUAAAAAUUACAAUACAGUAAUAGAAUUUGAUGGUGCUAACGGUGUGGGUGCUUUAAAAAUGAAAGAUGCUCUAAGUUAUCUUGAUAAUACGUUGAUAAUCAAUAUGCAUAAUGAUGAAGUAUCCAGUUCAGAAAAAUUAAAUUCUAAAUGUGGUGCGGAUUUUGUCAAGUCCAAUCAAUGUCCUCCGACUGGUUUAUCUAUCAAACCUAAUGCAAAGUAUAUAUCUGUUGAUGGGGAUGCAGAUAGAAUCAUUUAUUUCUUUGUCGACGAAAGUAACAAGUUUUAUUUAUUAGAUGGUGAUCGCAUAGCUACAUUAGUGGCUGGGUAUGUGAAAGAACAAAUCAUAGCUUCGGGUCUUGACGUAAACAUUGGAUUAGUACAAACAGCCUACUCAAAUGGAAAUUCUACAAACUUUGUGUCAAAUACAUUGAAAGUUCCAGUGGCUUGUGUUCCUACCGGUGUAAAGCAUCUACACCACAAAGCACAAGAUUACGAUAUUGGCGUUUAUUUUGAAGCUAACGGUCAUGGUACAUUAAUCUUCAAAGAAUCAAUAAGAAAUCUAAUUAGGAAAGAAGCGUCUAAACAAAAAGAUGAGUCGAAACUAAUAGCUCUCAAAAAAUUGAUUUGUAUAAUGGAUAUGACAAAUGAAACUGUUGGCGAUGCUUAUUCAGAUAUGCUGAUUGUUGAAACUGUCCUUUGUGAACGAGGAUGGAGUCUCAAUGAUUGGUACAAUACAUAUGCAGAUUUACCUAAUCGUUUGAUGAAAGUCACUGUUAAAGACAGGAAUACAUUUUCUACAGGCGAUGCCGAACGCAUUUGCAUAAGGCCACUAGGACUUCAAGAUAAGAUCAAUUCUAUCGUCGCUAAUUAUCCAAUGGCUAGAUCAUUUGUGAGACCAUCUGGCACAGAAGAUGUUGUCAGAGUUUACGCUGAGGCAGAUACACAGGUUCAUGCAGAUAAACUUGCCGUAGAGGUUGCUGCUGUCAUCUACGAUAUGGCUGACGGUGUAGGAAAAAGACCGAGCUAGUUAAAUUACAUACAAUUUAAUACUUAAAAUAUUUUAUUAAAUUUAUCAGUGUCGUCUGUAUACAGGGUCAUAUGCGUGUAAUCUAUAUUAUAUAUCUAUAUUAUGUUUUCUAUAUUUUUUUUUUAUUAGCAUACAGCUAAUACAAUAAAUAAUAACAGAAUUCGAAACUUUUUAAUAAUUUGACCUUUUUUAUAUUUUUAUUGUUAUUGUUAAAUUUUACUGUUGUGAUACAAAAGCCUAAUGAUUAAUUUUUGUUAAACUACAAAUAUAUUAUACUUAAACCUAGUUAAAAAAAUAUUAUUUAGUUUUAUAAUAAAAUAAUUUUGUAAUGAUCAA